Zophobas morio is the source of this 1701-nucleotide messenger RNA. RefSeq lists its product as uncharacterized. NCBI's taxonomy places the organism in Eukaryota, Metazoa, Arthropoda, Insecta, Coleoptera, Tenebrionidae. The record is from RefSeq and is a predicted model, not a curated record. The transcript is spliced from 15 exons. Bases 592 to 1611 code for a protein of 339 amino acids. Gene Ontology annotation, biological process: lipid metabolic process.
GUCGUCACGGAUAAACAGAAGAUUGCUGACCGUUGAUAACUUUAGUUUGGAUUACUACUAGCUACUUCCUAGCAUAAUUAUAUAAUGCUCGAGAAGACGUUUCAGGUUGUCACCGAAACUUUCUGCCGUGAAUCCCUUAAUAUUGUAAAAUUAAAAAGUGAUAUACAUGAAGCGAAGUCUUAUGAAAUGUGGUAUAAAGCUGCUUUAAUUUACGAUAGUUUAUGUAACAAAGAGAUAUGGAAGUUGACUAUGGAAGAUAGAGAUUAUGACUAUAAGUUAAUUCUUUUUAAACUAGAAAAGUUAUACGAAGCUCGUAUAAAAGAAGAUAUUCAAGUCCUCUUAACAGUCUUACAAGAAGGAAGCUAGUUUCAACAAUUCUAAUAACGUUCUCAUUAAAGUACACUGUAACUUUCAGGUUUUUCGCGUGGUCUAGGCGGCAUAAAUAACACUUCUUUGUACACGAAAUGCUGCGUAGGGACAAAAAAUUUAAUUGAGGAUUACGUUAAAGAAGUUUCCAAGGCUAUAAAGUUUCUCUCCAAGUGCGAAGCAAGUUAUUUUUAUCCAAGAGAAAAAGAUAUUAUUUUUUCAAACAUGCUUCAAGCCUUUGGGCGCACAGCCUUGUAUUUAUCCGGAGGGGGGCCCUUUGGAUUUUAUCACUUUGGAGUGGUCAGUUGCCUGCUAGAAGAAAGGCUACUUCCUCAAGUACUCUGCGGAACGGCCACAGGCGCUUUGGUUGCUGCUCUUCUUGCAGUACACUCUUCAGAAGAGAUGGGUUUACUUUUGAAGUCGGAGGCUUUAUGUCUCGCACCUUACUACCUUUUUGAUGAUAAGUGUUCUAUAAAAAAGAAGCUCGUAAAAUUUUUAACUCAAGAUCACGUAGUAAAUAUAGAAGAGCUUAAGGAAUUUUGUAUUCAACAUCUUGGUCAGUUCACCUUUGAGGAGGCUUACCAGAAGACUGGGCGGGCGGUGAACAUUGUUGCUCUGCCUCGUGCAACUUGGGAAGUGCCCCUGUUGCUAAAUCACUUGACCUCUCCGCACGUGCUUUUAUGGAGCGCUGUGCUAUCCUCGUGCUCACUCUUUGAGCUUUGCCCGGCAGUCGAUCUCUACGCUAAAAAUUAUGUGGGGACAACUGUUUUAUGGAGCUCGUUGAGGCCUACACGCGCCAAGUGUUCUGAGCUGCCCAUGAAGAGAAUUGUCGAACUGUUUAAUGUCAACCAGUUUAUCACUUCUCAAGUGGACCCCUACGCGUUCCCCUUUUUAUAUGACUACUGCCGGGGCGUCCCGGACCACUCACUCCUACAAACCUGCGUUACUUCACUAAAGUCAUUUGCAGCUUCUGAAAUACGUCAUCGUGCCAUCCAAGCCUCUAUACUGGUGCCGGAUCUUGCACGUUGUUUCCCUGUUCUUUCUUCACUGAAGUGUAUGGGUGACAUACUGAUUGUUCCCAAGCUAACCCUCAAGCAAAUGCUGAGCGUCUUGACGAGCUCCAACCAAAAUUUUUAUAAAUAUUCAUUAGAGCAGGGAGCACGUGCCACAUGGCCCUGUGUAUCCCAAAUACGUGCGUGCAUUGAAACUGAAUUAACUUUAAUUGAAGUACUGAAGAAAACCUGAAAAGGAAGACUUAAAAAAUUAUAUCAAAACCUUUAAACUGCGGCGAUUAAAUGAAGAAAAGUAUGAAUACUUGUUAUAGUAUGCGAACUU